AUGGCAACUCCCGUUGUCGCCGACAAAUGGGCUGGCAAUUUCGACUGCGGCUUUUGCCGGCGCAAACGACUCAUGGGCUCCGAAUUUUCCAAAAAGGUACGGACACGUGUGACGAGCGCACGGAAGCUCUCCACGCUUUUUGAUUUUCUCACGGUGCAUCCCGUUUUCCAAAACGUACAGGCUUUGGAAAAAUACAGGAAAACAGGUGGCUCGCUGAAAUGUAAAGAGUGUGUCGCUGAAGCGGAACAAGCUGAGCGGGCGGCAGCCACCGCGAAACGGGCCACCACGACUACGAGUUCUAUGAACGACAGUGGAAGUACAACAGGAACCUUAGACACUACCGCAAUCACAUGUAUGUCCUGUGAAAAAGCGUUGAUUGCUUCAGCGUACAAUCGUAACCAAUGGAACAAAGGAGAAGGGAAAGCUCGUUGUCGGGAUUGUGUCGAAACGGCGCUCGCCCAAGAAUCGGCUCAAAUUCAACAAUCCAAAGACACCGCUAUGCAAGAAGCUCAGAACGCGGUUGCCGAGGCAAACGCGUCGGGAAAUACUGCCGCGAUUCUCAAGGCUGAGUCAAUGUUGUCAGCGCUCGAGGCGGAAAAGGUUACAGGGCUAAAGCCGGUGCGAAUGUCGGGUCGUGGAGGACGUGGAAGACCCAGCGCUCGCGGUAGAGGGAAGCGGUGA
This is a messenger RNA of Phaeodactylum tricornutum CCAP 1055/1, 681 nucleotides long. RefSeq lists its product with no specific name. The transcript has a single exon. The coding region runs from base 1 to 681 and encodes 226 amino acids. NCBI's taxonomy places the organism in Eukaryota, Bacillariophyta, Bacillariophyceae, Surirellales, Neidiaceae. The record is from RefSeq and is a predicted model, not a curated record.